Molecule: messenger RNA, 1089 nt
Organism: Impatiens glandulifera
Lineage: Eukaryota; Viridiplantae; Streptophyta; Magnoliopsida; Ericales; Balsaminaceae
Product: probable pectinesterase 67
Exons: 5
Coding region: 16-1053 (345 amino acids)
Biological process (GO): cell wall modification
Molecular function (GO): pectinesterase activity
Source: RefSeq, a predicted model, not a curated record
AUUUGUUCCUCUAAGAUGAUGAUGUUUCAACAAACGCGGUCCCUUUCUUCGAAGUUUCUUGUUGUCUUAUGUGUUUUCACUCUCGAUACCUUAUUAGUAUCGACAGCUCCAAUAUCCGUCAUUGAUUUUCCUCUUCUCAGACAAAAGAUCAAAUCUAAGCAUGAUAUUACCGUUGAUAUAAAUGGAGGUGGCGAAUUCACAUCAGUUCAGAAAGCGGUUGAUUCUAUUCCUGCCGGGAAUACUGAAUGGUACACCAUCAACGUUAAAAAGGGGGUUUAUAAAGAAACUGUUCAUAUACCAACCAACAAACCUUAUAUAUUCAUGAGAGGAAAUGGUAAAGGAAGAACACAUAUUGUCUCUUCUCAAAGCUCUAGCAAUAAUUUCCAAUCUGCCACCUUCAUUGUUGAAGCUCCAAAUUUUGUAGCUUUUGGAAUGAGCUUUAAGAACAACGCCCCAACAGGGCUUGCGUUCACGUCACAAAACCAGUCGGUGGCUGUCAUUGCCGCAGGCGAUAAGGCUGCAUUUUAUCAUUGUGGGUUUUUUAGUAACCAUAAUACUCUAUUCGAUUACAAAGGCAGGCAUUAUUACGAUAGUUGCUACAUUCAAGGCUCCAUCGAUUUCAUCUUUGGACGUGGUCAAUCAAUAUACCACGAUUGUGAAUUGUUUGUGAUAAUAGAUAGAAGAGUGGAGGUUCUUGGAUCAAUAACUGCUCAAAGUAGAGAAAAUGCAGAUGGGACGAGUGGAUUUAUAUUUGAUGGAGGAAAAGUAUAUGGAAUAGGUGAAGUGUAUUUGGGUAGACCUAAAGGAGCAUAUUCUAGGGUUCUUUUUGCAAAUACUUAUAUUUCAAGGACUAUUACUCCACAAGGAUGGACUACAUGGAGAUAUGAAGGCCCUACCGAAAAUCUAUUUCAAGCCGAAUACAAAUGUCAUGGACCGGGAGCGAACAUUUCGAGUAGGGCUGCGUGGUCGAAACAACUUACCGAUGCGGAGGCUAAUCUUUUGACCUCCAUAGAUUUCAUCAAUGGAAAGGAUUGGCUACCGGCCUGGCUGUGAAAGCAUAAAUAGGAGUAGAAGAUGUUCGUUCAACAA